GCCGUCUCACCCCAUCGGCACGCCGUCUUAUGCUGUCUUAUGUCUGGAUUGCAGGCUGGACUGAGAAAUGCGGCUGGUGGCUGGACGACCCCACCAACGACUUCUGCUACCUGUUCAACUUUCAGCCCAUCAAGACCUGGCAGGAGGCGCAAGCCGACUGCAAAGACCGCCAAGGGAACCUGCUCAGCAUCGCCGACUCGCUCGAGCAGCGCUUCGUACACGGUAUCACCAAGAUUCUCAUGGGUGAUGCCUCCCUGUGGUUGGGCGCCAGCGCCUCCAUCGAGCGUGACGGCGGCAAGUGGGCUGACGGAUCCCCCUUCUCUUACCUCCACUCAAGUGCAGGUGUCACUGAAGGGGGGGAAUGUCUUUUCUUGCUCACUGGCAGCGGCGACUGGAAGCGUGACGAGUGCGACAACAAGAAAGGCUACGUCUGUAAGAAAAGAGGAAAAGGAAAAACAGCAAAACCUCAGCUGCCACAUGACGGCUACAAGAAGGCGCUUCUCUGCCAAGACGAUUGGAAAUCUCUUGAAUGUCCCGAUGAAAGCGUCAUCCGCAUACGGUCGGCUUUCUAUGGACGGAAGCGUAGCGACGUCUGUCCGAGUGGCGGCGGAUCACGCGAUGGCUGCAAGGUGGAAGGGGCUCUCCGUCACUUCAGAGGAUUGUGUGACAACUAUCAGAUUUGCCCCCUUUACCCUUCGCAUACGGACUCCUGCCCUGGUGUCUCCAAAUACCUCCACGUCGUCUACAGCUGUGAGAAGAAAGUGUGUCUUGAUAGUCUGGGCAUCGCUGACGGGAGAAUCCCAGACUCUUGUUUUUCAGCCUCUUCCUCUGCGAUCAAUGCCGAACCUCACAAAGCGCGUCUGGGGGGCAGCGGUUGCUGGAGACCCUCCGAAAUGUGUACGUAA
Molecule: messenger RNA, 905 nt
Organism: Syngnathus acus (greater pipefish)
Lineage: Eukaryota; Metazoa; Chordata; Actinopteri; Syngnathiformes; Syngnathidae
Product: C-type mannose receptor 2-like
Exons: 7
Coding region: 30-905 (291 amino acids)
Molecular function (GO): carbohydrate binding
Source: RefSeq, a predicted model, not a curated record